AUGGCAGCUUCAAAAAGGCUAGAGUUGCCCAAAGCACUUUUAGAAAUGAAAUUUAUGAUGAAAACCAAGGAGAGACUGAAAAAAGAAAUGGAAAAGAAGAAUGGCUGUGAAUGUGUAUAUUCUAAUGAAACUACAAAUGAAAUGCGACAUGCUUCUGGAAAAAUUAUUUCUGCAUCAAGUUUUACUUUUUGUGAAGAUCUUAUAGAAGGUAGAGUAUCUUUCAAAGGCAUGAACCCUGAGAUAGAGAGAUUGAUGGAAUUAGAGAAAACAUCGAAUUAUUGUGAGGGCGAUAUGCAAAAAGAUGUAUCUGAUGAGGUAAUGGCUAAAAAGAUGAAUAGUUUUAAUAAGAGAAAAAGACUAGCAAGUUCAAAGGUAUGUGUUCCUAAUAAAAAGGAAAAGAUCAGUGUUGAUAAAAUAAGUAACUCAGUCGGGUGA
Pararge aegeria (speckled wood butterfly) is the source of this 435-nucleotide messenger RNA. RefSeq names its product M-phase phosphoprotein 6 (gene Mpp6). Bases 1 to 435 code for a protein of 144 amino acids. Gene Ontology annotation, biological process: maturation of 5.8S rRNA. Lineage: Eukaryota; Metazoa; Arthropoda; Insecta; Lepidoptera; Nymphalidae. The transcript has a single exon. The record is from RefSeq and is a predicted model, not a curated record.